Molecule: messenger RNA, 4711 nt
Organism: Silurus meridionalis
Lineage: Eukaryota; Metazoa; Chordata; Actinopteri; Siluriformes; Siluridae
Product: cohesin subunit SA-2
Exons: 32
Coding region: 146-3670 (1174 amino acids)
Biological process (GO): sister chromatid cohesion
Cellular component (GO): cohesin complex; nucleus; chromatin
Molecular function (GO): chromatin binding
Source: RefSeq, a predicted model, not a curated record
CGAAAAAGACCACCAGGUGGCGCUCUACAGCCGUGUUCCACCUCCUUAUCUUUAGCAGGGAUUCUCUCACACCACUAUCACCCAGCACUGUAGAUCAAAAGAUGUGAAAACAGGAAGGCAAUACCACAAAAUGAUCUGAGAAGAGAUGAUAGCAGAACCAACAUUACUCUCAAGAAGAGUGCAAAAAGAGAACACCAGUGUUGAUGUCCCUUCCUGCACAUCUGUGAAUCAUGCCUCUGGUGUGAGAAAUGAAAACAGAAAGAAGAAUGUGAGAGGGAAAAGGAAAGCCCGGGAUGGCUCGGAGAAUGCUAAGCGGAAGCUUUCAAAGACCAACCAUGGUCCCUUUGGCAGAGUGGAGAAUGUGCAGCUCAAAGAUGGAGACAUGGAAGCCUUCACCUUGUUUGAGGUGGUCAGUAUGGGCAGGAGUGCCAUGCAGGCUGUGGUUGACGACUGGAUUGAGGCUUAUGUUAUGGACAGAGAACCAGCACUUCUUGACCUCAUCAGCUUUUUCAUUCAGUGUUCAGGAUGCAAAGGGGUAGUAACUGCUGAGAUGUUCCAGAGCAAGGAAGAUUCUGAUGUCAUGAGCAAAAUGGUGGAGGACCUGGACGAGGGCUCAGGUUUGCAGUAUAAAAGGUUUCUGGCAUUUCCAUGGAUACUGACUGUCACUUGGCCCAUUGACAUUGACAAUGGAGAGUAUCCUCUUGUCAUGUCUGGGCUGUACUGGAAAAAGUUCCGCUCUCACUUUUGUGAGUUUGUCUCAGUGCUGAUAUCGCAGUGUCAAUAUAACGUGAUCUUUGACAACUACCUCCUGAACACACUCAUCUCUCUUCUGACUGAGCUCUCAGCAUCACAUAUGCGUGCCUUUAGACACACAUGCACACUGGCAGCAGUAAAGUUGCUCAGCGCUUUAGUGAAUGUGGCGCUCAAUCUCAGUGUUAGCGUGGAGAACAACCAGAAACUCCUUGAGGUUGAGCUGGCUAAGAUGUCCAGCAAGCGAGCCUCACCACGGGUGGACAAGAUACAGAAGAAGAUUACUGAGUUGAAGGAUAGAAAGCUGGAAAUAGAAGACAUGAUGGAUGCUAUUUUUAAAGGAGUUUUUCUUAAAAGAUACAGAGAUGUAAUAUCCGAGAUCAGGGCGAUCUGUAUAGAAGAACUGGCUGUGUGGAUGAAGCUUUACAGUGCCGUGUUUCUUAAUGAUACCUGUCUGAAAUAUGUAGGAUGGUUGAUGCAUGACAAGCAACCUGACGUGCGCUUGAAGUGUGUUUUGGGUCUGCAAGGACUUUAUCAGGACGUUAAUCUUAUCUCCAAAAUGGACCUUUUCACCAGUCGAUUUAAGGAGAGAAUGAUCUCCAUGAUUUUGGAUAAGGACCAUGAGGUUGCACUGCAGGCAAUGAGGCUGCUGAUGACAAUUUCCCAGUUCUGUGAUGAUGUGCUGACUCAGGCUGACUACAAGCACAUGUUUCAAUUUGUAUACUCUAUUCAUCGACCACUUGCAGCCAUGGCAGGGGAAUUUCUCUUCACCAAGUUACUUAGUCAGCCUACAAUGCCAGUGAGGAGGACAGGAUUAUCUGAGGAAGACAGACACAGAGAGCUAACUCUGGCCAGAGUCCGAGCUCUUAUUCAGUUCUACACUGAGAACCAGCUGCAUCAGCAUGUGCUGUAUCUAGUGGACAGUCUGUGGGAGAGUGGUGGACCACUGUUAAAGGACUGGGCCUUUUUUACCUCUCUGCUCACAGUUCAUCCCCCCUUAACGGACCAAGCUUUAAGCAGCACCGAAGAGACUCUGGUGAUUGAGAUUCUUUUGGCGUCAGUAAGGCAGGCUGCUGAGGGACCUCCACUAGCAGGGAGAAGCCUGGGGAAGAAAUUUAUCAGUACAAAAGAGAAGAGGUUGCAGACAGAUGACUGUGCAAAACUUACAGAACACUUCUUAAAGGUGCUCCCUGAUCUGUUCUCCAAGUACUCAGGAGAUGCUGAAAAACUUACGUAUUUCCUCAAAAUAACUCAGUACUUUCAAAUGGAAACAUGUGGCGAUGAACACAAAGAGUCUGUGCAGGCACUGCUCGCUGGAUUAGAAGAUGCAGUGGAUUCUCACACAGAGGCAGCACUCCUAGAAGCAGCUGUUCGGUCGUAUCAUAACCUCUGUGCAAAUGAUUCACCCUGGCAGCACAUGGCAGCUUCUGCUAUAGGACAACUCAUCCAACGCUGGACACACACACUGGGCUCAUGCUUAGAAGAUGCAGUAACUGCUGGAACUUUUAUUGGAGGGGGAGACAAAAAUGACAAGAUUUUGUCCAGUUUGAAAAAAUUAACUGCUUUCAACAAUGCUCAGGACCUGACUAAAUGGGGAACAUAUGAGCUGGUCUCUAAGCUCCUUGUAGUUGAGUCACAGAAUGGAGGUGUGCCAGUAGAGAUGAUCACUGAGGCUCUGCGCUGUGUCUGCUGCUGCAUCCUGUGGAACCUGAACAACUUUGGAGAAGGAGUGACCUCCAGGGAGUCAGCUCUCUAUCAGAGGAGUCAACUGCGAGCGUUUUGUGAAAAAUGCCACCGUUGUCUUUCACACACGGAAAAGGUGGUAAGAGAACAGGCGUUCAUGUGUUUGAGCGAUAUCCUCGUAGCCCACAGUUACCAGCUGCAGAUGUGGGAUUCAUCAGCAGGUGCUCCUCUGUUCUAUACCCCUGAACCCAGACUGCAGAAAGCACUGCUUAGCUUCAUUCUAGAGCACAUCUUUACUGGCCCUGAACCACACAGCCACAGCAGCACAGGCAGCGAGAGUAAGGGUGGGGUGAGCUGGCCGGAGGACUUGCACCGGCGGAGGAAUCUGUUGGCUGCCUACUGUAAACUGAUAGUGCACAGUGUGCUUGAGAUGAGUAUGGCUGCUGAGAUCUUCAAGCACUACAUGAGGUACUACAAUGACUUUGGCGAUAUUAUCAAAGAAACUUUGAACCGCACUCGACAAAUAGACAAGAUCGAAAGCGCACGCACCCUGGUCCUGUGCCUUCAGCAGCUGUACCUGCGGUUAAAGCAGGAGCAGGACACUGGGAACAUGUGCAGUUCAGGAGUGCAGACCUACAGCAGUAUCAAAGAGCUGGCCAGACGCUUCUCUCUCACCUUUGGCUGGGAUCAAAUCAAAUCCCGCGAGUCUCUGGCCAUGAUCCACAGGGAUGGCAUUGAGUUUGUUUUUCAGGGUUUUGUUCAGCAGUCAGAGAAGCACCCGCCGCCAUACCUCUCUUACCUCACCAUCCUCAGCGAGUUCUCCAGUAAGCUGCUCAAACCUGACAAGAAGACCAUAUACAGCUAUCUGCAGCAGUACAUUGGUGAGCAGUGCAUCAGUAACAGGGAGGAGUGCUGGAUGCCUCUCAUCUAUUACAGAACGUCUCUCCAGGGCACAGCUGAGGGAGAAGAUGCCGUGUCCUUCAUCAGCUCUGACACUAAUAAACAGCUCUCACUUACUAAUCGCUCCAGAUCGCCCUCCAUCAAACCGACUGCAUCUGAAGGGGAGCUACGAAUCUCACAGAUGUCCGAAACUAAAGCGAGCAAACAGCAGAAGAGUUGUGUUGUCCUCUGUGUAGCCUGGAGCCGAGAGUCACAGAAAAGAUUGCUGUGCUCAGAGAGGAAACGGUUGAUAUCCAGCCAGGGGUCACUGGUGAAGAAGUGGACGUGGAUACAGUAGAAAUAGACACUUGACAUCCUUAUGAUAAUCUGUUUCAUGCUGUUCAUUAAGAGUAUUGAGAAUGAUGCUCAAUGUGACCUCAUUCCUUUUUAUUAUAUAUUUACUGUAAGAAAUGAUAUAAAGCCUUUGUGCUAAAGACUCUAAUUAUUUGUUUUUUUUCCCUCUAAACCAGAUCUAAGCUAAAGACCAUUUUUAACAUGCAUUUUGUCUUCUUUGCUGUUAUAUUACAUUAGGCAUGUGUUUCCUCCGAGACACAUAAGGCUAACCACUGUAUAUUUUCAUCAUCGCAGCACAUAGUAACAUACAGCUGUUUAAUGACAAAUUACUUUGAGGGUACAUUAGCUUCCUGUGCUGUCUUAGCACUGACUAAAAUUGCUUUAAUGAGCUGAACUGGAAUACAUUUGACCCAUCUUUGCCAUAUAUGGAAUAUAGUUUUACCUAAAAGCAACAUGAUUCUAAUGCAGUAUGAGAGAAUUAUAGACUUGUGAAGGCUCAUACUGCAGGUUGGUGAUUACCAGUGUUUAUAUUUAUGACAUUUGGCAGGUUCCCUUAUCCACAGGGACUUUUCCAAUUUAUACACCUAAGCAGUUGGGUUAAGAGCCUUGCACUUGGAAUGGGAUUUGAACUCAUGACCUUCUGAUCCUAAGCCAAUGUUUUAACUACUUAGCUACCAUGUUUCAUAUUAUCCACUAUACUGUCCGAUGACCUUUUUUUUUUAUAUUCUGCAAAUGUAAUGGUCAAAAUUAUAUUAGGAAAUGUUUAAUAUUUUGGACCUACCCAAACAAAUUCUCAAAAUGAAAAGAGCCAAUGUUCACUUAUAUUUGAUGCCAAUGUACAGACGUACAGACAGUGGGGGAGUGGAAGCUCAGUGGUUGGGCCCUUGAGCAAGGCCCUUAACCCUUCUGUGCUCCAUUGGCUGUAUCAUAGCUGACCAUGUGCCCUGACCCCAACUUCCGAGCAAGCUGGGAUAUGCGAAGAAAGAAUUUCACUGUGCUGUAAUGUAUAUGUGACAAAUAAAGGCUAUUCUAUUCUUCUUCUGCA